AUCGAUACGUUUGGCGCGCUCUGUGCUAAAGCCUCCCUAUUUACAGUGCCAAAGGCCUAGCGACACGCUUUAGGGUCAUAGUCCCUUUUCAGGGCGGGAACUGCAUAUUCCUUCAUGAAAGACGCUAUAAAUAUCCCGUUAUCACGGACAACAAUGCAGCUCAUCACCAAGUCCCUCAUCGCCGGGACCGUUCUCUCGCUAGGUUCCGGGUUUGGCACCGGCAUCGGCAUCGCCUCGGUUUCGGCGGAGACGCACCUAAUGUUCAACACAUCUGCACAGUUCAAUUACAACGCGUAUCCGUGGCAUCAGUCCUUCAAUCUCCUCUGGGAAACCCUGAUGAGUAUUCGAACCCGCAUCGGGAUCUGGCCAACGGACACGUGGACAAACUACGACGAUAUCGAACUCAUCUUCAAUAACCUCAAGUCCGCGUAUGGCAACGUAUCUCCCAAUGGAUUUGACCAGGACAAGUGGGCACUUCCCUUUCUCCAACAUGGUAAAGAGCUAUAUAGUCAGGCCAAGAGCUACGAGGGUAAAAACAACACGCUGGCCAGCGAGAUGUAUCUUUGCCUGCAAAUUCUUAUUUCCUUGUUCAGGCGCACUGCCUCGGUCUUCCGACUUGGGUGGUUCCCCUGGGUGCACUCAAAUACGAGCCAUUCGUCCCUCAAGAAGGCUUGUUGGGACCUAGAAAAGCAAACGUACGAGCGCGGACUGGCCCUCGCGCACUACAGCUUUGAAACCGUCAAUAUCCCUUUCAAGUUGAAACCGCACGACAGCGUGUACGACACGAUUCCGAUCUACGUGAACUACGCGUUGAGCAAGGGAAAGCGCAACGGCGGCAGCAACCGCACAAAGGCAAAAACGGUCAUCCUUGUUUGCGGGCUGGACCGCUACCGCUCCGGCCAGCUCACAAAUGUACAGCUGCUCCUCUCCCUCGGCAUGAAUGUCAUCACCGUCGACAUGCCGGGCACAGGGGACGCGCCGAUCACCGGUCGUGACACGGGUGCCGACACGUUGCUCUGGCGCCAGCUGCUCGACUGGAUCGAGGCGAAUGCCGGCGCAAAGGGCUUCGACAAGGACAAUCUCUGGGCGUGGGGUACGUCGACGGGGAGCUACUGGUCGAUAAAACUCUCACGCGCUGAGAAGAACAGGCUCAAAGGAGUCCUGGCACAAGGUGCCGCGAGCCACUACACAUUCACCAGGGACUGGCUUGAGUCGGCCGACCACCUCUCGUACGCCGUCGACCUCUGGGCCCCACUCGCCUCGACCUUCGGAUACGUUGACGAUAAGCAUGCUUUCGCCGAUGUGGCUUCCAACUAUUCGCUGCUUAACCAGGGCGUACUUGAUCAGGACGCCGCUAAGCUGCUCUCCAUCAAUGGUGUCGAGGAUACGACCUUCCCCAUCGAUGACACACUGAUCCUGAGCUACUAUGGUAAAGGUGCCUUCCUCCGCAUGGCCCCGGGCUUCGAUCACAUGGGGGAACCUGCCGCUACGGAGUGGCUCCAGAAUUUCUGGGCCGCCGUCGCGGAUGGGAGUGUCGCAAACAAGUAUUAAACUUGUUCAUCUCCCGCCAUUGGCCAGCUCAGGAAUGGUGCUCCAGAGGUCAUUGUGGAAAAAUUAUGUCAAAGGCCCGAUAAAGCGAUAUGCAAAGCAAAUGCGAAUAAGAGUGGUGCUGCAAGCAUGCGAUAGACUACACCGAGAAACAAAAGAACUGCUAAUGU
Messenger RNA from Tilletiaria anomala UBC 951, 1718 nucleotides. RefSeq names its product alpha/beta-hydrolase. The transcript has 6 exons. The coding region runs from base 115 to 1551 and encodes 478 amino acids. The record is from RefSeq and is a predicted model, not a curated record. NCBI's taxonomy places the organism in Eukaryota, Fungi, Basidiomycota, Exobasidiomycetes, Georgefischeriales, Tilletiariaceae.